Messenger RNA from Asterias rubens (European starfish), 1958 nucleotides. RefSeq names its product ras association domain-containing protein 8-like. Gene Ontology annotation, biological process: signal transduction. Bases 160 to 1386 code for a protein of 408 amino acids. The record is from RefSeq and is a predicted model, not a curated record. The transcript is spliced from 4 exons. Lineage: Eukaryota; Metazoa; Echinodermata; Asteroidea; Forcipulatida; Asteriidae.
ACGAUGACACUUAACCCUUUGCUGCUGCUGCGAAUGCGGAAGGACUCGUCAACGCUCGUUUGUGAGAGAUCGUAUGCUCUAAAAAUGGUAAUUAUAAAUCAGAAUGUUGCUGUAGUGUAUGUUUUUGUGAUGACAUUCUUCAUCAGCUGCUAAGAAAAUAUGGUGGAGUUAAAAGUAGUUGUAGAUGGUGUGCAGAGGAUAGUGUGUGGUGUGAGCGACCACACAAGGUGCCAGGAUGUCAUUAUUGCCCUCGCUCAGGCAACUGGACAAAUCGGACGCUUCAAUCUAAUCGAGAAAUGCCAUGAUUCUGAACGCUCACUCAAACCUCAUGAAAACCCUCUGAGGUUAAUGUCUAAGUGGGGGCCCAACUCUAAGGAUUUUUAUUUCUUGAUGAGAAAGACAGGGACCACACCAGGUAACAGUCGACCACCCUCUGUAACCCAAGAAAUAAAUGACAGAUUCAAGCAAGUUAUAAGCCCCACGGAAUCAUUUGAAGAUUUUCACCAGCAGCGACAGGCUAGCGUAAGACGGUCACAAACAUUUAGUGGGUACCGUGGAGGGACCUCAGAGCAGAGGAUCAGCCAGAAACAUGUCACUAACCCACAGAAUCAAAACAAACACCAAGAGUUGAGUGAGUUGGUUUCCAUACAGAAGGCUAGACUGGCUCAACAACAACAAGACCUUUGCCACAUUGAAACCCUCAUUCAGACUCUAGAAGAAUUCUCACAAACUCCAAAUGAUUCAGAUCCAGAAAUUGAAGAAUUUGAACUGCGCUCGAGGCAAAACAAAGCUGAGCUUCAGGAGUUAGAAUUCUGGGAGAGUGAAGUUGAGAUUGAACGCCAGCUCCACUCUGCACUCUCUAAAGAGAUUGCCAAGUUCAAAGGUCGUAUGGAGAAUUGUGUUAAGGAACUGUCGUUACAGCAACAUGAGAUUGUAGUUCUGAGCCACCAGAUGGAGGAAUACAGAAAUAAACAACGUCAAGUGGAAGAGGAUGCUGCUAAGAUAAGACUUGAGCAGAUGAAAGAUGAAGCCAAGCUACUCCAGCAAGAGUAUGAAGAAUACACAAAGACAACUAAAGAGAUGGAUUUGACCCUAGCUGAGCUGAACUGUACCCUAGAGGACAGAAGAUCCUUAGAAUCUCGAUUGAAGCAAGAUCUUGCCUGCGAUAACUUGAAGGACUUUAGCAAGACCUCAUCCAAACACCCACAAGAUGAGGACAAGUCAGAAGAGACUCAGGGUGGGACUCUAAGCAGACUACCACGCCAACGGGCUGAAAGCUCACCUCAACAAAUGUAUGCAACCUUCCCAUUUAGACGUUUAGUGAGUGCGCGUCAUCUUGUCGUUGCAGCGUCCUCUAGUGAUGAUCCAGAAGGUGUAUUUGUUUGAAACCCAUCAAUUAUUAUGUAUUAUCAGGAAACAACAGGUGCUGUAUUCAAUUUCAAUGUUCUUGAAAGUUUUUCCAGGGUUUAAAACAUGUCUAAGUUACUGUACAUGUCACGUUUAGUUCCUACAUGUAUAGCAUUACAGAAUGUACAGGGUGAGUCCAAAUAAAGUUUGCCAAGAUUUAUGAUUUAAAAACAAAACAACAACUGACACUCAAAACCCGAGUGAAUCACAUAUUAAACAAGCAUUCUUUCCUGCUUAUCUGGAAAAAAAGACCGAAACAAAUUGAUCAUUUCUAAGAUAAGUUUGCCUGUUUUACUGAAAGCACUCAUGUGUGUGGCUGUCCAUGGAAUGUUAAUGCUUGACUAAAUCUAACCAUCUGAGCAAGUAGCAAAGGGUAUAAAAAAGUAUUGUCAAGUAUUUUAUGGACAGCUUGCAAAAUGAGUAGCUUUAUUUAAAUAGACAUAACUAGGAAUGAUCAUUUUCUUCCAUUCUUUAUUUCUAAUAAGCAGGAGAGAGUGCUUGUUAAAUAUAUUAUGCUUUACUGAACUUUUGAGUGUCAUUUGUUUGUUUUG